AUGGAUGAACUUGAAAAAACAACUAAUACUCAAAAUCUUGAACCAAAAUCUGGAAAAGUAACAGAUGAUAAAUUAGGUCUAUGUAAAACAGCACUCGGCUGUGGUUUCUCAUAUAGUAAGGUUCCUACUGAUGAUGAAUACCAUGACACAGAUGGUAAUCCAGUGCUUUGCAGUGAUGAUGGAAAUCAAAGUUUAGUUAAUUCAACUAUUUUCUGUGGAGGUGUGACAACUAAAUUUUCUACUCUAACCGAAAUAUUGAAGGAAUAUAAAACAAAUAAUUGGAUAAUAUUAACAUUUGGAAUACUUUGCAUAAUUUUAUAUUUUUGGUUGUAA
Dentiscutata erythropus is the source of this 333-nucleotide messenger RNA. The record is from the annotation of a GenBank genome assembly. Lineage: Eukaryota; Fungi; Glomeromycota; Glomeromycetes; Diversisporales; Gigasporaceae.